AUGCUUAUGAACUGGUACACGGCGAACUUGGUGUGGCCUUUUCCGAGCGAUAAGGAAAUCGAGGAGCUGCGUGACAAGACCGGGCUCACACUCUCGCAGGUUGCCGACUGGUUCUCUAACAAGCGCCAGCGGUACUGGAUGCAGCUAAGCUACUACUACUACUACUACUACUACUACUACUACUACGUAAAGCUACCGCGUGUUCCUUGCUUCGUUCAACCUUGUUGUCAAGAUAAUGAUAGAUUCCCCUUAUCCGUUUUCACACAGUUUUUUAAUGGCCGCAAGCCUGCUAACCGCGAAGAGUCUGCGCUGAUCCUCCGGGAGAAAGGAGUGAUCGAUUGA
Volvox carteri f. nagariensis is the source of this 342-nucleotide messenger RNA. RefSeq lists its product as uncharacterized. Bases 1 to 342 code for a protein of 113 amino acids. Gene Ontology annotation, molecular function: DNA binding. The transcript has 4 exons. Gene Ontology annotation, biological process: regulation of DNA-templated transcription. The record is from RefSeq and is a predicted model, not a curated record. Lineage: Eukaryota; Viridiplantae; Chlorophyta; Chlorophyceae; Chlamydomonadales; Volvocaceae.